CCGGUAAGGGGGCGGGACUUGUCCGCAGCGGUAAAGGUGCAGAGCACAGAUGUUCAGGUCACAUGUACUUUUAAUUUGAAUUUUGAUAUUUUACCUGCCGGAUUAUGCAGGAGAACAAACGCCAACGUGAUCUCUCCGCUUUAAAGGACCGGAUCAGAUGAUCCGGGAGCAGACCGACGGACUGACUGACAGAUCCCGCCAGAGCUGCAGCAGUUCCUGCGCGUUCAACGCGAAAAAGAAAGAGAGAGAAAAAAGGAGGUAGAUGAACGGAAGGAGGAGGAAGUGAGAUGAUGGCGGCGGAUGCGGAGGAGACGGGAGGGCGGACGGAGCCGUGUGCUCCUCCCGGCAUCAGUCUGAGGCGGAGGAGCUCGGACAGGAGGUGGAGGCUGCGCUCUGUGUAUCUGCAGUGCUAUUUCCUGACAAUUGCAACCAUCCUAGGAACAGGAAUUCUGGGUCUUCCUGUAACGAUAGCUCAUGCUGGCAUGGUGCCCUUCCUCAUCUCCUUCCUUGUUGGUUUCUGUGUUCAGGCCCUACUCAUCUACCUGUUUGUGGAGCUUCUUCAGAAAUGUCAGGCAAUGCAGCUGGAGUCUCUAAAGACCGGAGUGGCAGAGUGCAUCGUGAUGAGUCCAGUAAACAUCCAAAGCCCAACUUUCACAGAUGACGAGGAAGAGGAGGAGUAUGAAGCCGACCAUGCAGGAGCAGACACAGGUCUGCUGCAGCCACACACCCUCACACUGCAGGAGCAGGCGGAGAGCCUUCAACCUAACUUACAUCUCCUGGGUUGCCUCUUCCUGUCCCAGCCCAUGAGCUACGCCUUCAGCUGCAUCCUCCUCUUCCAGUUCAUUUCAAUAGGAAUCAGUUAUGUGUUAGCCGGCAGCGAGGCGUGUGCCGCUCUUCUACAUGUCAGCCACGUGUACGUGAUCCCAGCCUUCACCUGGAUUCUCACCCUCGCCAUCUUGCUGGCCCACUCCGUUAUUCAGCCAGUCACCUCCGUGCUCACCUUCCUCAAAGGAAUUCUGCUCAUCAUCACGGUGGCCGUGACAUUUGUGGUGGGGUCAGAGGUCGGCCAACAAAGCAGCAGUGACUUCAGUCAGAUGGGGAAGCCGUUCCUGAUGGGCACCGUGGCUCUGGGGGGGAUCGUGAACGUGAUGCCUCUGCUGUUCUCACAGAUCUCUCAUGACAGAACGCAGAUCUUGUGGUUUCGCAGAGCCGUGCUCGGUGGUCUGGCGACCUGCACUGUGCUGAACGUCCUCUG
Molecule: messenger RNA, 1255 nt
Organism: Oryzias melastigma (Indian medaka)
Lineage: Eukaryota; Metazoa; Chordata; Actinopteri; Beloniformes; Adrianichthyidae
Source: RefSeq, a predicted model, not a curated record